Messenger RNA from Trichoderma breve, 4308 nucleotides. RefSeq names its product SAC3/GANP family domain-containing protein. Lineage: Eukaryota; Fungi; Ascomycota; Sordariomycetes; Hypocreales; Hypocreaceae. The record is from RefSeq and is a predicted model, not a curated record. The transcript has 2 exons. Bases 1 to 4308 code for a protein of 1435 amino acids. Gene Ontology annotation, cellular component: nucleus; transcription export complex 2; cytoplasm. Gene Ontology annotation, biological process: mRNA export from nucleus.
AUGUUUUCCCCAUUCAGCCAGAAGACGCAGGGCUCGUCGCAGGCUUUCAAUCCUUUCGCUCCUCGGCCGACCGGUGAAGGAGCAUCAUUUGGCAGUGAUGGUGCAGGGGGAUCCAACUCACUCAACAAGAGUAAGCGGAAGAAUGGAUUUGGGGGAGACAGCGAUGUGGAGAAGAAGCUCAACGUCAACAAUCCGUUCAAGGGCAAGGAUGGGAGCCUGAGCGACAGCGGGAGGCAAUGGAAGAAGCGAGGUGGAGAUGGAGAGAAGAAGCCGGCAGAAAACAAAAAGAAUUCCAAAAAGGCACGCGGUGGUACAAAAGGGCUGCAGCAGAAUACCGAUGGCCGCAGCAACGGUGUGCAGGCUGCCACAAGCGCCGAGGACGACAACACAUCACGCCCCAGUUCGUCUUCGAGUGCGAGCUCCAUUGACGAAAAGCUCGACAAUGCAGCUAUGCGCGCUACCGACCCGUACUCGAAGAAGGUAUACGACCGGCUGCGGAAGGAUGGCAUCAGUCCUCCAUCUUGGCCAUCUCAGCCUGGAAAUCCAAACAGCAAGACGGAGAUGGCCAAGUUUAGGGAAAAAUACGAAGAAUAUCGACAGAAAGUGCGCGCGUCUCUCACCAAAGCCUCUCUUAUCGACGACCCGGACAAACGAAAGACUCUGGAAAACGCCAUCACGUUCCGAGGUAUUUGCGAGGAUAUGUGCUCCGAGUACGAGAAGAUUACGCGAAUCACCGAAUUGGAUGUUCCCCAGCCCGAAAAAGAUGCACGAACAGGCUAUGCCAAGACGAGUAAAAUGGUCAAGAAGCUGGCGCGUUCGGCUGCUGGACAGGAAGCUCCUCUCCCGAUGGAUGUCCGCUCUACGGCUGCCCUACGACGUACUCUGGAUUAUCUGAUUGACGACCUACUCCGCGACGACGAAAACUUACCGGGCUUACACGGAUUUCUGUGGGAUCGAACGCGAGCCAUCCGUCGAGAUUUCACCUUUUUCUCCUCUCCUACGGCCGAUGAUUUGAAAACGCAAGCAUAUGUACUGGAAAAUAUUGCGAGGUUUCAUGUCACGGCUCUGCAUCUUCUGUCACAGCCAGGAAAGGCUGGCGAAGACUUUGUCGAACAGCAGGAACUCGAGCAACUUGGCAAAGCUCUGCUUUCUCUCCGAGAUUUGUACGAUGAUUGUAAUGCUCAGGGUAUUACGUGUGAAAACGAAGCCGAAUUCCGCGCAUACUAUCUGCUCUUCCAUGCCCAUGAUUCCAAUACGGUUGAGAUGCUGCAGCGGCAAUGGAAACCACACUUCUGGAGGGAUUCAGACGAUAUAAGGACCGCAGUAUCACUCGUUGAAGCAUUGCAAAACACCGCCGAUUUUCAUGGCCCAUUAAAGGCAGCCCCGUUUUUGGCGGCGUCGAAUGCUUUCCACUCAUUCUUUCGAAUUGUCGAAGACCCCAGUGUCUCAUAUACCAUGGCUUGUUUUGCGGAGUGUCAUUUUCCCCAGCUUCGCCGGUCAAUUCUGCGAGCUGUGAAGCGAGCAUUAGCCCGGCCCAAAGAUACGGCAAACGACUUGACGGCUGCCGCUUUGAACAAGUUUCUUCGAUUCGAUACAGUUCAAGAAGCCAUCGACUUUGCGAAACUUCAUGGCAUCGAAUUCGUCCCAGAUAAGCAGGCACCUAUGGACCCUGACCAACAAUGCUUGAUUUUGAAUAACAAAGAGCCACUUCGACACCCCCGUCUUCACCAUCAAUUCUCACAGACUCUCGUGGAAAAGAAGCGACGAAAUCGGCCUUUACCAGAUGUUAUGCAUAAAACAAUCUACGAGGACUCAACUACGUCUUUCCAAUCCGGCAGCUUCUCUACGCAAGAAGGAUCUCUGUUUAUGCCAGACACAGCACCGGUAACACCAGCCGAAUCCCCGCCGAUACAACCACAAAAUUCUACAUCUCUUCCUGCGUUUGGCCAACCCUUAAGCGGGUUUGGAAGCAACCCCCUCGGCACACAACAAGCUUCAGAGCAACCAGCCAGCAUAUUUGGAGCGCCUGAUGUACAAAAAUCUACUCCAUUUUCGAACCCCUUCGCUUCUGCUUCGACACCUUUUGGCAGCAAGCCGACUCUGGGUUCUACAGCACCUGCUUUGCCUUCUAGCAAUGCACCUACGACAGCCAACCCUUUUGCAUCUGCUAUCACGUCAAGCAAUGCUUCUCAGAAUCCAUCCGCACUACCAUCAAUCUUGGGUGGAAGCACGGCUGUUAAUCCUGUUAAUCCUUUUGCACAAGCAGCGCCAACCCCUUCACCAAGUUUUUCGGGUUUCCAAAGCAAGCCACCAUCUCAACCGCAAACUCAGCCAUCUGCAAGUCAAGGCGGCUUUCCGUCAUUUUCUCCACCAACGGCUGUGAAUGGAAUUGCUCCCCCACCAAAGAUUUCCUUUGCUGGACUCGGAGAGCAAAAGCCUGCCUUAUCAGAGCCAUUUGGUGGGGAUAAAGCACCUAUAUUCCCCCCAGCUGCGGAUACAGCCAAAGGAGAGACAACCCAGUCUAAGCCUAGCUUUUUUGCUUCUCCAUCACCAGCUUUUGCUUCGGCAAGCACGAGCAAACCGACGGCCUCUGCAGGGGUGCCAGCAAUUUCGCCUUUCUCAAGUUUGACGGGAACGAGUAAGAGCAUAUUAUCCUCUGAUCUAGGCUCAAAACCGUUAUUACCCUCGCAGAGCCAGUCCCCAUUGAAUGCGGACAAUAAGCCAUCACCAUUCCCGCCAGCUGGUGACAGCCUUGACUUCUUGUUGUCAGGCACGCUUGACAAAGAAACGCCCAAGGGUGGAAUAUCUACUUCACCGUUUUCUGACUCUCUGCUGGGACAAAAGCCUAAAACGGCCGAAGAACCAGCUCUCUUGCGCCCUGGCACUUUGCAAAGUUCUUCUUCCGGUUUCCCAGGACUUGGUUCUCCAACAACUAGUCGCAAAUUUGAUCCGGCUGCCAGUACCACCCCAACCUCCUCUCCUCCUCGGAGUGCCAUCUUUUCUACUACUCCACUCUCACCCGCUCCCCCAAGACCAGUGACUUCACCGCGCGAUCUGCUAGGCGACUUCACAAAGUGGUUUGUGAAUGGAGACAAUGGGCUGAUGAAGGAAUUUGAGAUUUUCAUGGUAGAAAACAUUGUACGAGAAACUUUCGACAAAUUUCAAAAGGAUGAGAAGGAGAGAAUGGCCAGAGAGAAAGAGGAGCAAGACGAAGCGGAAGCUAAGAGAUUCCGGAUAUAUAACCUCUCUCUGAAAUAUUUUUACCGGUGGAAGAAAACUGCUCGGGAGAGGCGUCUAAGGCAGCUGCGUCAAAGUGGACGCGACCAAUUCCGCGCGUUUCGCGAAGCUCAGAGAGCAGCACAACUCAGGGAAGAGCAGGAGGCUACUCGACGAAUGGCCAGCCAAAAGGCAGAACUGGCUUCUCUCAAUCGCCCUGAUGAGCUAGCGACAAUACUCAAGAAAAAUCGACAAAGUAAGAGGAAAGCAGAAGAAGCACUGCUUGCGUCCGGCGUCUUAUCUGGUGUUGCCAACGAGAGGAGAGCGGUCUCAGCAAUCUUCCGCAACGAUUACCGACUAUCGCCUACCCCGUCGUCGAUUAAUGGGAGCCAGGGGAUUCGAUCUCGGUCUGGAUCAAUCGCAAGCACGGAGGGUGGUUCAAAAACCCGGGCUUUGCGCGAACGACUUUUAGGAGAAAAGCCUGGGCGAUUCCAGCGUUCCCUGCCUUCUGUAUCAGCAGGUAGCUCACCACCGGAGAAAUCACGCGUAAGCAAAGUAUCUGAGCGCUGGCGACUGAAAGCUAUGGGCAUUGUACAGUUGCCUGACGGAACUGCCUUACCGGAAUCCAUGGUGGACGAUAUCAAACGCGGUCUCAAGAAGGAUACAGGUUUUAGAGGAAGCGCGAGCUUAAGGGGAAGCCUUAGAGGAAGUGCAAGCCUUAGAGAGAGUACAUUGAUCCGACGGGCGUCAAUCACCAGCGCCGCAUCGACGAUAGCAGCAGCAGCGGUGCGGCCGCAAAGCCCUAUGGCAUUCACAUCCUCUCGAGAAGACCCCUUUCUAGAUAGCCCGUUGACCAUCAACAACAAGAGGAAGCGAUCUGUGGGAGAUGCAGAGGAGACGGCCAAAGAGCAAGUCAAAGAUACGGAUUCACACAAACGCGUCAUGAGCGAUGCGGAUAUUUUAAUACAGGAACUUAGGGCGAUGCGUCAGGAGAUGGAGGAGGGGACAACGUGGUUCAAAUCACAAAAUGGAAAGCUGCAAAGCGAUAUAUUGAGCAGAGGGGGCACGCCUCUGGACGAAAGCAUCAUGUGA